AACACCGAUUCAUUGUUAGCUCCAGACAUAUUCUGUACGUUCAAACAUUGUCUAGUGGCAUGAGCGUUGCAUUUUCUUGGAAUUCGUUUUGAUCAUGAUAUUUUUUUGUUUUGUUUUUUAAUUUAUUAAAAUGUUUAAAAAAGUUAUGAAAUGUGAAUUGAUUUUAUUGCUGGCGUUUCAAUCAGUUUUUGCUGUAGUAAAUGUAACAAUAAACAAUUUUGAAUUAGAGUAUUUCGUGACCUACGAAAAUUGGUGUAAAUCUGACAAAGACAGAUUUCAGUUUAUUAUUGGUAUAUCUAUCGAACAAUGUGUGGCAGAGUGUGGUGCACGGGGCCACUGCAGUUCUCUUAACUAUAGAAAUAAAAUCAACGGCUGUGAGCUGUUUCUAACUUCAGAAACGGAGCAAUCAAAUCUCGGCGAGUGUGUACAUGUGAAACAGGACGACAUCAAAGUUAUAAAGAGUCCUUGUCAAGGACGUUGUGAGCAUGGGAAGGUCUGUGAAGCAAUUAGUUCCAAAAGUGGAAUGUGUAAAAUAAAAGAGUGUAUCAACAUAACGGCCCCUGCCAACGGUAAAGUCCUUGGAAAUCAAAGGGGCGUUGGAAAUAAGAUCCGAUACAUAUGUAAUCCCGGAUACGAACCAAGAAACGGCGUAGAACCUGUAGCUAAAUGUCUUUACAACGCGCAAUGGAGCCAUAUAACAGAAUGUGUAAAAACUAAUUAUACUUGGGCCACGUGGUCACCAUGGAGCACAUGUAGCGAAAGUUGUGAUUCGGGAACUCAAAAAAGAUCGAGAGAGUGCUCUAUUCGUAUAGAAGGCAAUGGGGAAUCGACUUGUGAUCAAUCGAAUGUGCAAAAUGAGGAAACACAACCAUGUUAUAUGCGACCAUGUCCCACACAUGGGAAGAAUUGCUCAAGUCAUACAGACUGUAAAGAAACAGAGGGUGUGUGCAUACAAGGAACAUGUUUCUGUCAUCAGCUAUAUGCAUAUAACAACUCGACUAAAAACUGCACAAAAGUUUGCCCAACACUUUCAGACAAUUAUACUAUAUUCGAAGGAAAAGCGAUUAUCGGUUUUAACAUAGGUGAUAAGACGAAAUAUGGGAGCCUGGAAGAAUGUAAGAAAGCCUGUACCGAAAACCCUCAAUGUUUAUCCUUCGAAUUAUUGCGAGGAUCAGAGGACGUAUACUGCACAACAGGAUCAGUAACAUAUGAUAUGAUGAAUUCAGUUGAUCCCACAAAUAUCAAAAAUCGUAACUAUGAUCU
Messenger RNA from Ruditapes philippinarum (Manila clam), 1263 nucleotides. Its product is annotated as coadhesin-like. NCBI's taxonomy places the organism in Eukaryota, Metazoa, Mollusca, Bivalvia, Venerida, Veneridae. The annotation marks the transcript as partial. The transcript has 6 exons. The record is from RefSeq and is a predicted model, not a curated record.